Messenger RNA from Oncorhynchus tshawytscha (Chinook salmon), 8064 nucleotides. Its product is annotated as BCL-6 corepressor-like. Gene Ontology annotation, biological process: negative regulation of transcription by RNA polymerase II. Lineage: Eukaryota; Metazoa; Chordata; Actinopteri; Salmoniformes; Salmonidae. Gene Ontology annotation, cellular component: nucleus. The record is from RefSeq and is a predicted model, not a curated record. Gene Ontology annotation, molecular function: transcription corepressor activity; protein binding.
GGCAACUCAUUCUCCGCUGUACGUCUGGAGGCGGUAGUUGUGAGUGCUCUGAAUGGUGCCAUACGGAAGAAAACGGAACAGUAAAACUAGAACGAAAUAAAAAAAACUAAUGGGAACAUUGACAGAAACACCCUAGCCUCUCACUGAAGAUAAUGGGCACUGUUAGCAUUCUUUAUUUGUUGAAAACGGAAAUUCUCGCCAUAUUUUUGAGGUGGCGGGUGUGCUGUACGGCGAGCUCAACAUGGCACUGCAAUGCAUAACCAGACUGAAUUAGUUUAUUGUUUAUUGAGACCUACGACCGUUGUUGCCACCUGUGCUCCUUGAAACAUUCACGACAACGAUUCACUUGGUGUAUUUUUACUAAUGGAUAUAUUUACUGGGAGCACUGCGACUCCGUGGAUCUGUUCGUUCAUUGUCGCCGACUCGUCAUUCCCGGAUUUUUACCAACUGGAAAUGUAUAAAGACUAAGGGUGUUUUCGUGAUCUAAUCUUACCUACAUGUCAUUUAACAAGCUCAACAUUGUCACCCCUAUUUGCUGUAAAGUUAAAUUACAAAAGUGAUAUUAAUCCCCGACGCACGAACUCUCGUUGGGUCGUUUUGACUGACUCGUGGAGCCUAGAGAACACGGCCAAAAAAGUUCCAACUAGACAUUUUGCGUUUUGGCCAAGGACAAUAUAAUUUAGAGAAAUUAUUCUGGAAUUUCUAUCAGGAUUGUACCAGUGAGGGAUGGUGGGAGGCAGACUACCCAUGUGGAUCUAACCAUCCAGGAACCACCACAUCACACAAAGCAUGGUGGAUGCGAGUGCUGCUUGCAGAAUGAAUCCGCUAGCUGCCCUGGGCAUGGACCGUAGCAGCCUGAUGAGGGAGAGCCUCCGCGUCCACGGAGGGAUGGUCUACCCGGGCAUCCGCACCUUGUCCGCCUCCGAAAAAGCCAGGGAGGGGGUCUCCUCCUUGCCCCUGGGCUACGACCUAGUCUACAAACCCGAAGGGUUGACCUUGGACGGCAGGAAGCCUGGUAACGGUUAUGUGGGUCUGUAUAAGAGCUCUCCCCCUGGGUUGCAGAGGCCUGGUGGAGGAGGGGAGGGCCUGGGAAUGGAGCGGCGUGUGGGGCCUGGAGAUAAACCCACUGAGCUGGGCCUCAACGGCAACAACGGCUUCCUACGACUUCCCUGGGCAGUAAACCCGUACGCGGACCCCGGACUGUACCCCUUCCUGGACUCCUCCAAAUACGCAGCCCUCAACAUGUACAAGGCCUCGUUCCUGUCCCAGCCCUCACCCUACCUGCCCCAGCACCUGGCCUACCAGUCCCUGUGUGGAGGGGCGGGGGGUAGCGCUGCUGGGGCAGAGCGCCUCUUCUACAUGCCCCCGUACCCCCCGGCCCCCAUCUCCUCCCCCCUGGCCCCUCCUAUGAGGAUCCCCAUGGCCACGGUGGUCCCCAACACCCUCUCACCGAUGCAGGGUCUGGGGCCCCGGAUUCACCAUGAGGCCUCCCCCUAUGGGUCCCAGCUUCACCAGCAGCACCAGGCCCACCAGCAGUCCCAACCCCAUCACCAGUCACAUAGUGACAGGCAGCCCCAGUCCCAACCCCAUCACCAGUCACAUAGUGACAGGCAGCCCCAGUCCCAACCCCAUCACCAGUCACAUAGUGACAGGCAGCCCCAGUCCCAACCCCAUCACCAGUCACAUAGUGACAGGCAGACACAGUCCCAACCCCAUCACCAGUCACAUAGUGACAGGCAGACCCAGUCCCAACCCCAGUCCCAUAGUGACAGCCAGUCCCAGUCCCAACCCCAUCACCAAUCACACAGUAGAGACAGGCAGCCCCAGUCCCAACCCCAGUCCCAUAGUGACAGGCAGCACAACAACAGCAGCAGUAGUAAGCUCAGCCGGACUUCCUCUAGUAAGAGCUCUGGCAGCAGCAGCAUUCACAACAGUAGCAGUAUUACCAGUAGUAGUGCUGGGACUGGCAUUAGCAGCAGCCUACCAGUGGACUCCACCCAAGCACUUAUAAUGCAGUCCCCCGCACAGCCCCCCACCCUCCCCAGACCCAGUCCCUCCCCCUCUCCUCUCAUAGACAACAGCACUUUGGACAUCCAGAAGUCACUGUUCAGAAGCCCUCCCUGCUCCUCCACCACCACCACCUCUUCCUCCCUGUCGGUGUCCCAUCCUUUCUACAUGAGCAGCAUGUCCUCUGAGCACCGCUCCCCGGUGCGGUCCAGCAGCAACACCCACAAAGCCAAAGAGCAGGGCAGCAGCUCAGAGCACAGGAAUGUGGAGAGGAAUGGGGAAAGGAAGCGGAGCCAGUCCCCUUUAAAGACUUUGUCCUCUGAUAGACCAGCAGUACUACAGGCUCCUGCCAAAGACCCUGCGGACAAGCCUCUGGAUCUGUCAGCCAAAAUCCUGGAGUUGGAAGGCUCCCCCAACGGAUUCCCCCCAAAACUAGAGGCCUUGGCUAAGCUGGGCUACUCGCCCGCGGCUCGAUACGGCUUACCCCCCAGCCGGGAGCUCCUCAAAGAGACCCUCUCCCCGUCAGGGGCUUCCUCCAAAACCUCUGAGAGGCCUGAGAUCAUUAGCACUUUACGCUCCUCCUGGGUGGUGCCCAGCUCGACCCCGGUCCACUCCAGCUCAGACGCCAACCACAACAAAGACCCCUCCGUCAUCAAACAUAAAAACCUGGAGAACUUGUCUUCAACGCAGCAGCGAAGCUCUUCCUCUCCCAGGAUAGGUGAGGUCGAUGGGGCUGUCGCCCCAAGCCAUGCCCCAGCUGUGGUAGCCCCUUCUGGGAGCCGACCGUCCUCUGCCUCCGCCUCUCCCAAGGUCAACGGUGAUUGGCCAAGAUCCUCCCCCAACUACUCUGAGACAGCCCCUUCUUCCAACAGAAUGGGCAGCCAUCCCUCUUCUGGGAAGCCAUUGAAACCCCUCAAGAAACCAGAGGCUCAGGAGAUGCUCUUCAAACCCCAGCAGCCGCCACACUUAGACAACAGCCAUCCGUCCGACAACAGCCAUCCGUCCGGCCACCCCCCUAGCCAACUCUACCUCCCCCAGAGUGACGGCUAUCUGCCCCCUAGCCUAGCCUACGCUAACAGAUACCUGCCCUACUCGGUCCAGGAGAGCAUGUCCCUGCCCCACAUGCCCAUGCCAGGCAAAGGCCCAGUGUACCCCCACCCUGUUCUGCUGGGCAGCAGCAGCCUGUACCCACCCCGCCUGCCCCCAAACACGGCCUCCCGUACGGCAUCCCCCAGCCACGGAGACUACCUGACCUUCCAUGACUCCCAGGAGAUGGUCCACCCCCUCAUGUCCUCGCCCCACACAGGCCUGGACCUCAAGACCAGCGAGCGCCUGCAGGAGCCCCGGUCCAGGCCCAAGGAGAAGAUUUGGCAGCACCACGAGGGCUCUGCCCCGGCCUACAAGACCCAGGCCCCAGACACUAAACACACCCGCAGGGGGGACAGAGAGACCGACAGGUCCACAGGCCUGGGCUCAAAGAGCCUCAACCACAAGCCCCUGGCGGGAGCUAGAGAGGAGAUAGUCUGUAUCGACUUAAUCCAAGACGAUGGGGACAGCGACUCUCCCCUGACCAAAGCUGUCUCUCCAUGCGCUAAGAGAGGAGACCCUUCCAAACCUGUGGGUAGUGGGAGUAUCGGGAGAAACGAGGGGAGAGAGGCAGAGCUCCAGCACAUGCUCCGUACCGGCCAGGCUGUUGAACUCAGGCCAGGCCAGGCCCACAGGCAGGCAGAGCAGCAGCAACGCAGCCAGCUGUGGCUGGGCUUCCACCCUUCCUCCCUCCGUCCUGAGCCCCCCUCCCUCUCCCCCUGCCCUUUCCCCAGACAUGAGGAGGACAGCCCCAGCCCUGCAGAAAGCAGCCCCAUCUCUGACCUGCCAGAGGAGCAGACCCUUCGCUGCGCAAGGACUUCUGGAGACCGCACCUCUUGGAACCGUAGAGACCAAUCUUUAGAGGGCCUUAAGAGCAGGGACUGUACUUUUGAGGACCCCACCUCUGUGGACCGUAGUUCUGUGGACCGCAGUUUCUGGGACCAUACGCAUGAGGACUGUACUUUUAAGGACCGCAGCUCUUGGGACCGUACACGUGUGGAUCUUACAUGUAGGGUCCGCUCUUGCGAGGACCGCACCUCCCCAGACCACUCUCCUAGGGAACGCACCUUGAACGAAUCUGGGUUUAGGAAUGAAAGGACCAUGGACCACUACUCAGACCUGGACAAGGACAUGCACACGGACACAGAGUCCCACGAGGGUGAGGAGUACGACGACCAAGGCUGCCCCAGGGCCAGGAGGUCCAGCCUGGCCAAGCGCAUCGCUAACUCCUCUGGCUACGUUGGUGACCGCAUCAAGUGUGUCACCACCGAGCUGUACGCCGACUCCAGCAAGCUAAGCAGAGAGCAGCGGGCCCUGCAGAUGGAAGGCUUAACACAAGAGGACAGUAAAUUAAGUCAACCUGCUGCUUACUGUGAGCGUGCUAUGCUGCGCUUCUCUGAGCUGGAACUGAAAGAGAAGGAGGGAGGAGGGGCGGCGGUGGACUUGGCAGACAGCCAGCGCGAGCGGAGAGAGGGGGAUGGAGAUGGAGGAGAGGACAGGGCGCGCUGCCAAGGCCCAGCCAGAACGGGGCCAGGGGCCUCAGCCCUCACAGAGGAGGCUGAGAAGGACGGUGUGCAGCUGACGUGCCCCAACAACAGAGUGCCUGUUCUCCAGCGAUGCCCACACACUGAGGGCCUCCCACCCAGAGAGAGGGAGCAGGCUGGCCCCGACCUGGAGGAGAGGAAGAGGGGGAUGAUGCUGGAGAAAGAGGAGAGGGUGUUUGUGCUCCCACGGGAGCGGUCUGCCAGCCUGCCCACGGCCCCAGUGGAAAGGCUGGCCCAGAAGGAUGCCAACCCUGGCAUCAUGCCCACCAUGCCAGCCUCCAUGCCCACCGCGGUGCCUGGCAGGAAACACGCAUAUGCCCUGGAACCGUGCCAGCCGCUCCAGGCCGACAGCCAGGGGAAAGAGCGGGAGGAAAAUGAGAGAGAAGAGGAGAAGGAGGAGACGAUGGAUGUUCCAUGCAAAAGAGCCAGGCUAACCAACGGCCCCACUGAGCCCGUCCCAGAGGAACUAAAGAACCUCAAGGUGUGUAUCGAGCUGACCGGCCUCCGACUCAGCAAGCCCCGCCUCGCCCAGGAGCUCAGCCAAUGGCAGGCCGCCACCCAGAGGUCGACAGAGGUCAACGGAAGCAUGGCCAGGACGACGAUCCUGCCCAACGGGUGCCCCGAGGUUGGCGUCACAGACAGGAAGGUUGCCUCACAGGAAGACCGGAGCCUGAAACGCAGGUCAGAGGUCAACGGCCACGCCUGGUGCCAUGAAACGUUUGGUCACGGCGACAUCGAGAGAGUGGUGCUGCCGUCUGUUCCUCUGACUCCAGCGCAUCGGGACCGCCUCUACCGGACUCCGUCCACCACCCCUGUCAGAAAACCACCCCUGCAGACCACCACCCCUGCCCUCACCCCCUUUCACUCCCUGGCCCCUGCACACCCCCACAUCACCCUCACCCCCAGCCCUCCACGGCUGUCAGACAAGAGACAGAGGCUAAAAGAACACCGCAGGACCAGCGCUUUGGGACUGGGACCCACCGGCCCUCACCCCGACCAUGACCCUAACCCAACGGGGGACCUAGUGGCUCCCAGACUCCGUCGGCACGGCGACCAGGACAAGCCCAAGGGCAAGCGGCAGUGCAAGACUAAACACACCAGCCAGAGGGAGCGGGAGAGACUGGGGAAUGAAGAACUGAGGGAAGAGAGGGAGAGAGAGAAGCUGGGGAUUGAAGAACUGAGGGAAGAGAGGGAGAGAGAGAAGCUGGGGAUUGAAGAACUGAGGGAAGAGAGGGAGAAUAAGCAGGUCAAGGAAAAGCGAUGCAGCGAGAAGCGGAGGAGGUCUUCAUCCCUGUCGGAUUACUCCCACUCCUCCCCCGCCGCCCCUCUCACCCUGCCCACCCAGCUCAGCCCUCUGCCCAGCCCUACAGAGACCCAGGACCGCACGCCAACCCCCUCCAACCCCCCGGUGCACACCUCUACCCCUGCCAGCCGACCCAUGCCUCCCGAGGCCCGCAGGCUCAUCGUCAACAAGAACGCAGGAGAGACCCUGCUCCAGAGGGCUUCCCGCCUAGGAUACGAGGAUGUAGUGCUGUACUGCCUGGAGAACGGGGUGUGUGAUGUCAAUCACCGUGACAACGCGGGCUACUGUGCGUUGCACGAGGCAUGUGCACGUGGCUGGCUUGCUAUCACUCAGCACCUGCUGGAGCACGGUGCCGACGUCAACUGUAGCGCCCAGGAAGGCACCAGGCCCCUCCAUGACGCGGUGGAGAAUGACCAUCUGGAAGUGGUCCGUCUGCUGCUGUCCUACGGAGCUGACCCAACCCUGGCUACGUACUCUGGCCGCAGCCUCCUCCGCAUGACACACUCCCACGGCAUGGAGGGAUUCCUCUCUGAGUAUUUUUCCGACCUGAAGGGGCGUGAAGACACUGACGAAGGCAUCUACUGGGAGUUUUACGGCAGCGCUGUGUGUGAGUCAGGUGAGGACCCAGCAGCCUAUGACAUCCUGGCUAAUCCCCCAGGCCCAGGAGAGGAGGAGGACACAAGGCAGGGCUUUGAGUUUGAGUUCUCUGACCGACCCCUCCUGCCCUGCUACAACAUUCAGCUCUCCCUCUCACAGGGUCCCAGAAACUGGCUGCUCCUAUCAGACGUCCUGAAGAGACUCAGAAUGUCCUCCAGGGCGUUCAGGGCAGCCUUCGCCCAUCUGGAGGUAGCAACCAUCGCCGAGGCAGAGUUCUACAAGCAGGCGUCACUGUCGCAGCUCUUCUCGUGUCCCGACGAGCUCGCCGCCUUCCUCCCCGACAGCAAGGAGCUGCUGGACCUGGUUGAGACCAGCUCGGAGCUGGCUGCGCUGCUGGGCUCCUCGCUAGAGUGUUUGGACAGCCAAUGGGAGCCCAAAGGGGCCCGGGUCAAAGCUAAAGCCCGCUCGUGACCCUGAGAUACACACACACACACAGAUGGUGACUCUCAAUAAGAUCUACUUUCUCCUGAAGUGGACACUCCUUCACUAGUUCCCACAAAUCUGGUGCAGUUAUUUGGCUAGUGGUAGUUUUCCACCAUGUUUCUUAUACCAGUCCUUUCCUUUCAAAUCGGUGCAGGGAAGUGAACACUUUGGGAGGAAGGAGAGAGUAUUGGGACGUAGCCAACACACACACAUGCUCCAUGUGUACGUUCCCAUGUCCUGUGAGGACUGGACGUUGAAUACUGGACAGUAUCCCUUCAAAGAGGAAACAGACCCCAGCGCCACACAAACUGCAUUUUUUAAAUAAAUAUAUUAUAUAUGUGUACAUUAACAGCCGAUUUUAUUUGUUUUAUAUAUAUAUAUAUGUAUGUAUGUAUGUAUGUAUAUCCAUACUGUAUAUCUGCUGCUUUGGUUGUCAUGUUGUGGUCAGGUUGUGGGUUUUGACACUGUUUGGGUUGACUAGGCUAGUGAACAGGUCAGGAGCAAUGUGGACCUCUGAGGUAAAGGUUAUUGUUUGAGUUUGGAUCAUGGCAGUGCACUUGAUUUGAGCUUUACCGACCCAUUGGACUUUGACAGAUAUAUAUAUAUAUAUAUAUAUAUAUAGAGAGAGAGAGAGAGAGAGAGAGAGAGAGAGAGAGAGAGAGAGAGAGAGAGAGAGAGUGAACUGUGACAAAAACAUUUUAGCACUCAUGGCUCAUCCCAAAGAUUUGGGGAUUUUAUUUUCAACAUUGUCUAAAAACCUAGCUUUAUUUGUAUCUUAUUUAUGACAAUGAGGAAUUAAGAUAUUUGAUGUGGGUUUUUUGUAAAAUAUAAAUGUAAAAUACUACAAGCCAUUUCAAUUGAAGAGUGAGAUUCAUGCUUGAACUUGUAAAUAAGAUGACCAUUUCAGUAACUGUUUUUCUGACUGGGGUGUUUGGUUUGUUUGUUUUGGCAAUGUAAGUGUUUAAACUUUGUAAUUAAAUACACUAUUAUUUGUAUUUAUAUUUUACAAAAAAAAUAAUUUAAAUAAAUCGCAAUACAAGUUAA